CAUAUGGUGAGAGCGAGGUGAGACCGGCACAAGUUUUUUGCACUAGGUCAACCAGCGAGUCCUAGAGACUGGUCACAAUAAAAAUCUACUGGAAUUCAAGGAUACAGCGCGGACACUAUCUAACUAAAAGGAAACAAGAACAUGGCACCCAGCCUGUCCACAGCGUACCGGAGACGGUGGUGGAUGGCCGUGACGGCGGUCAUCGAGAAUCUGCUCUUCUCCGCCGUGCUGCUGGGAUGGGGCUCGCUGCUCAUCAUGCUGAAGAAGGAAGGCUUCUACUCCCACCUGUGUGCAGAAGAGAACCAGACAGGCGGCAGCAACCUGACGUCCCUGGAGAGCGGGGAGUGGCAGAGCUGUGUGGACCAGGAGGAGAUGCUCAACCUGGGCUUCACAAUCGGCUCCUUCCUGCUGAGCGCCGCAACACUUCCACUUGGCAUCCUCAUGGACAGAUACGGGCCCCGUCCUCUCAGGCUGACCGGCAGUGCGUGUUUCGCUGCCUCCUGUGCCAUGAUAUCUGCAGCAGCCUAUAAUCCUGAAGUACUGUCGCCCAUCAUCUUCCUCGCUGUGUCCUUCAACGGCUUCGGAGGAAUCUGCCUCACUUUUACCUCACUUACUCUGCCUAACAUGUUUGGAAACGUGCGCUCCACCAUCCUCUCCCUGAUGAUCGGCUCGUAUGCGUCCUCUGCUGUGACCUUUCCAGGUGUCAAGCUGAUAUACGACCUGGGAGUGUCCUUCCGGGUCAUCAUGUGGGUCUGGUCUGGGAUGGCCUGCCUGGUGUUCCUCAACUGCUUCCUGAACUGGCCCGCAGAGUCCUUCCCUGCGCCAGAAGACAUCCGAUACACGAAAAAGGUGAAGCUGAGUGGCGUAAUGAUAGAGGACAAGAUGACAGGGGACAGGUCCUCCUACACCCAUGUGUCCACCGUGGAGACCACCAACAGCCCCCAAGUAGACGAGCCCACCCAACCCGGCUCACAGCCGCAGGGCGCUGUUCCCCUCUCUCACUCCGUCUGCUCUCCCAUCUUCCUGUGGAGUCUCAUCACCAUGGCGAUGACCCAGCUAAGGCUCAUCUUCUUCAUGGGAGCCAUGAACAAGAUGCUGGAGUACUUGGUCACCCACGGCGAACCGUAUCCAUCUGAAGAGCUGCUUCUGCAGUCCGAGGAACAAGUGGGGUUCUACUCUUCCAUAUUUGGCUCUCUGCAGCUGCUGUGCCUGCUGACCUGCCCCCUGAUUGGCUACAUCAUGGACUGGAGGCUGAAGGAGUGCGAGGAAGAAGAGGCGGACGUCCUCGCUCUCACAGAAAAAAUCCAAUCAGUUUCCCCGAAGAGAGAUAAGAAAAUCCAAAAGUUAACCAACGCUCUGAGAGCGUUCAUCUUCACCAAUCUUCUGCUCGUCACAUUUGGAAUUAUUUCUUUGAUUGACAACUUGCCCAUACAGGUGGUGUCGUUCGUCCUCCACACAGUGGUCCGAGGCUUCAUCCACUCCUGCUGUGGGGGUCUGUAUGCGGCCGUCUAUCCGGCCAACCACUUUGGGACGCUGACCGGUAUGCAGUCUAUGGUCAGUGCCUUGUUUGCUCUGCUCCAGCAGCCUUUGUUCAUGCUGAUGGUGGGACACCUCAAUGGAGACCCGUUCUGGAUCAAUGUCAGCCUGCUCGGUUUCUCUUUGGCUGGCUUCCUGCUGCCUGGCUACCUGUUUUAUCACCGUAGAAAUCUGUCGAAGGAGAAGAAGAAGCGGGAACAAUUAUCAAACAAAGAGAAGACCCCUCUGAAUGUAGCGAACCCAAGCAAUGCUGGAGUCCAAGUCAAAGGUCACACAACCAACAGACAAGCUGCCAAUGGACUCACGGCAUAGACCAACUCUGCUGUUUUGAGAUAGGUGGAAUAGCAUCCGGUAUUGGCCAGAGAUAUGGACUCAAGUCACAUGACCUGGACUCGAGUCAGACUCGAGUCAUGAUUUUGAUGACUUCAGACUUGACUUGACAAAAUGACGCAUGACUUGCGACUCGACUUAGACUUGACUGCUAUUGAAUUGAGACUUGACUCAGACUUUGCCUCUUUGACUUGUAAUGACUCGAACUGUCUUGAGUCAAAAACAUUUAUUGUUUUAGAUAUCUAACAUAUUUCCUGCUUGGAGGGCUAGACUCCCAAGACGCAUUCACUUCCGUGAAGAUGAAAAAAAAACAGCUAGCGAAGACAAAUCUACACUUGUAUCUUCAAUCAUUUCAAAACAAAAUUUCGAUAUAAUUUAUGCUUUCUUCAGUAUUCGCAGUUUAAGUUUCAUAACGGCUUUGUUUCAGUUGGUCUCAUUGAUUUACGUUGACGCUGGGGGUGAGGACGUUCAGGAGUCUUGCCAAAUUGGGCGGUUUUUGCCGCCCUAUUGGGCUACAUUUUGAGGAUGUUAAGGCAGUGUUGCCAUAUUGGGCGGUUUUUCCCACCCUAUUGGGCUACUUUUCACAACAUAAGGAUUUUGGCGCAUGCGCAUAUCAUAACACAUUUGAAGACAGAAACAAUGACCAUAUUAUAACUCUAUUGAUAAGAAAUGGGCUCUCAUGUCUCACACAUUUGGCGUGAGACACACGCAAUUCAACCCAUGCACAGGCUGACACGCCACACUUCGUAUUUCUCACGCAGAGAAAUUACCAGGAUAGCGCCCACCAAUUUGCGCCGCUAUUUAAGGCUUCGUGCCCACUGCACCGUCACGCCUCGUGCCCACUACCUCCGUGCGUUGACUGAUCCCCAUUGACUUUGAAUGGGGACAGACGCGCAAUGCAUUGUGGAUC
Gadus chalcogrammus (walleye pollock) is the source of this 2776-nucleotide messenger RNA. RefSeq names its product solute carrier family 43 member 1b (gene slc43a1b). The coding region runs from base 142 to 1848 and encodes 568 amino acids. Gene Ontology annotation, biological process: transmembrane transport; neutral amino acid transport. NCBI's taxonomy places the organism in Eukaryota, Metazoa, Chordata, Actinopteri, Gadiformes, Gadidae. The record is from RefSeq and is a predicted model, not a curated record. The transcript has 15 exons. Gene Ontology annotation, molecular function: neutral L-amino acid transmembrane transporter activity; L-amino acid transmembrane transporter activity.